This is a messenger RNA of Bombina bombina (fire-bellied toad), 960 nucleotides long. RefSeq lists its product as uncharacterized. The transcript is spliced from 3 exons. The record is from RefSeq and is a predicted model, not a curated record. Lineage: Eukaryota; Metazoa; Chordata; Amphibia; Anura; Bombinatoridae. Bases 161 to 775 code for a protein of 204 amino acids.
AAUAAAAUUGGGUUUAGUAUUCAUUUAAGUCUUAUGGAGUUUAGCAAACUGAUCCAGUUCUCAAAGACUUGUAAGACUGAGUUAGGACGUAUUGCAAGUUACGUUAAUUUCACAGUGUUAUAAUCCAGAUGUACUCAGUGUUAUUGUGGUCUUGUGCUUGAUGCUGUGUAAUGUCUUUUCAGCUCAGCAUAUUUCAUUGCUGUCCGCUGCUCUAGCAAUCUGGCUUGGCGUGCUUCGAUACCUGCCGUUGCUCCCUCAUAGGAUCCACCCCCCUCAGGGAGAAGAGUCUGCUGUUCUUGUUUUCCCUGCCCCUUUCACUGGGUGUCCCAGCCAAACCUCAUCAACAGUGCUAAACUGGGAGCUUCUAAAUAGAGCAAGCAUGUCACGGAUACCAGACUGCCAAGGCUACACCCACCCCUCUACUACCUGGCUCUCCACUUAUCACACCAGAUUUGGCCCUUUCAUGGCUCACGGGAUCUCCCAGACUUAUGCUAUCCCUGACCGCAUAAUCCCUUCUCGGCUGGCUGGGCUCCUGGAACUGCUGGCCGGCCACACCGGAUACCCGCUAACCUUUACCCCAGGUCGCUACCAGCGGCCCCUUGCCCCAGAGCUCUUUUGGGGAUUGGUAGCCCCUAGGGAGGACCAGAGGUGGGGUGAUUGCCUUGGGAACUGGGGGUUUUGGACACCCCCACCUCCAUAUCUUUACCAGGCUGUAACUCUGGUCCCUAGUACUGGGCAUCUGGGGAGCGAGAGCUUUCCAAUGACACCCUGGUAGUGUCCAGGAUCACCCCGAAACCGUGACCUAGGUACUGUGGGGACUUUAUGGGACUGUGGCUCCAAUGGAUGCGCCAGACUUUCUGGAGGGGCGGGAAUGGCGGGAGAUCUAGGUGUGAGAUAAGACCCUUUUGUGAGUAUAAGCAGAGUGUGUUCCACAAUAAAGCAGUUCUUGUUUCACCUAAA